AUGAGGAGUGUAAUUUCAGAGUAGUCUCUAGCAUCAACAAAAACAUAGAAACUCUUUAAUAAUUUAAUAUCAAAAGGGCAAUCCAAGAUUCCCCUUCUCGAAGGUCAACUCGAUGAAGAGAGUCUUACAAAGACUUGGGGAGCAUUUGGUUUAUAUCUUUCUAGAUAGCUAAGAAUGGGUAGAGGUACAAAUAUUCCUCAUUUUGGUACAUUCACAUUUAGUGCUCCUGAAUGCAAUUUGACAGGUGUUACUAAUCCUAUUGAAAGAGAUAAGCAAUUCAGAGUUCCAGUAUUUUUAGUUUCUAAGGAAUUUGUGCUCGGUUAACCUAUUAAAACUGGUAUUUUCAUCGAUAAGCAUAUAAGACCUUACAACGUUUAAACCAGUGGUUCAAUAUCAGUAACAAAAAUAAAUUUCACAGAAAUAGCACAAUAUGCUGAUCAAAACAAGGAAGCUGUCAAAAUUUCAUUUGAAAGAAUCAUCAGAUAAUUAGCUGAUUAAACCAGAUAGAAAAGAGUCGUUGACAUGGAAAUUCCUGGAAUUGGUGUAUUCUAAGUAAGAAAUAAUAUUGCUGCUGUUCACUUUGAUGAGUACUUAAUUUAAAAUAUCAAAGGUGUCCCCAAAAGACCUUUAAGUGAAAGAAAACAAAAAGGUGAUAUGAACUUAACUGCUGAUAGAUUAAGUAUGUUGGAAAAUACUUCAAGAAUAGGAGCAGAUGCUGAAUAAUAUUUGAAAACUAAAUUAGGAAUUGAUAUUGAUAAUAUUUCAACAAAAAGCAGACCUUUAACAGCUGUCAGAAAUGCUUCUACUUCUAAUUUACUUUAACCAAAUAAUAAAACUCUCUAACGUCCAGCCACUUCCACCACUCUCAGAUAAUCUGCUAUUAAUUUAAAGUAACCUGAAUUGGGUCCAUUAGAGUUUGGUUUGAAGAGACUUAAAUUUUGGAUUAGACAAAACUGUUUUAAUGCACAAGACGCUUUCUUAGAAAUGUGCAAUUGUGCUUUAGGCAGAACUCGUGCUUAAAGAGUAAAAGUUGAUUAUAAAUAGUUUUUCGAAGCUAUAAAUAAGAUGGAGCUUGAUUUAAAUGAGGAAUAAAUUUAAGAGUUAUUUAAGCAGUUAGAUGCAAACAAAGAUGGAUAUAUAAAUUACACAGAUUGGAGAAACACUAUUAAGGAUGAUAAUGAUCAUUUGCAGUACAUAAAGGAUGUUAUUUACAAGAGAUAAUUACACACUGAUGAUGUAUUAAAGACUAUGGGAUUAGACAGAGAACAUCCUCCUAUUAAUAAAUAUUAACUCAAAGAUGCUUUGAAGAAGCUCGAUUUAACUCUCACUGACAUAAAAGCUAUUAGAGUUGCUUAGACUCUGCUUGGUCAUGAAGAAUAUAUCUCCAUGUAUGACUUAGCCAGGUCUUUUGAAACUAUCGAAGAAGAUGAUAAAAUAUUUGAUCCAAGCUGGUUUAAAGAUAUUUUGUACAAAAUUAAGCAGAAAAUUAUGGCUCUUGAAAAUCCUAAUGAGAUUAGAGAAUCGUUUGAAAAUUACGAUGAACAUAAUGAAGGUAUUUUAGAUACUGCUAACUUCAAAACUUGCUUGAUGAGAAGUCAAUUAAAGCUCACAGUAAAAGAAAUCAAUAGAAUUGUAAGAUAUCUUCCUAAGGUAAAAGUUAAUAACAUCGAUUACUAUAAUUUCCUAAAACUCGUUGAAAGAGUUGACAUUAAUGCUUCAGCUCCUGAUGCCGUUUCUGAUAUAAGCGAAUUUGCAGUCAAAUUAGGAAAAUUCAUUAAAGAUAAGAAAUUUACAAUCCCUUCUUUCUUGAAGACAGUUAGAAGAUUCUCUUUUGUUUUGGAUUCCUCAAAUAACUAAGAUUACUUUGUCACUCUUACAUAAAUGUCUGAAUUUUUGCAUAGAAACGUUUUUAAGGGAAAUGAUAGAUUAGAUAUUGAUUUUUAUGUAAACGAAUUGGAUAUUGAUUGUGAUGGCUAUAUUAAGGAAAAUGAUGUUUAAUCUUUCUUAAAUAGAUACACCUAUUUCGACUAAACCUAAUACACUCCUCUUAGUAUGACAAGAUCUCUCACUUUAAAAUCUCUUGAUCCUCGUACUGUUAGCAUGAAUACUAAAACUCUAUAUCCUUUUAAGGCUUUAAGCGAAGCUAAGGUCGACACAAUUCUUAGAGAUCUUAGAAAAAAAAUGGAACUCAAAAAGAUGAAAGCUGCUGAAUUAUUCAGUACUUUAGAUGCAGAUUAAGAUGGAUUCCUUACAAUUAAUGAAUUCAGUGAAAAUAUCAGAAAAAUAAUUGAGCUUUCAUAACCUGCUAUUGAUGGCUUCUUUGCAUACAUGGAUAAGUUGCAUACUGGUAUGGUAGAUUUGAGCAGUUUCUUAAAAGUGAUGAGAAAGAGUAUAGUUACUAAAGAUUAGCCAAUUAAAGAAGAUAAUUUUGAUUGGGAAAAUGAAAUGGUUUUCAGAAUUAGAUAAUGGUUCAAAAAAGAAGGUAUUACCGUUGAAGAUUCCUUUAGAGCUAUAGAUUAAAAUUUUAAGAGAGAAAUUAACGUUGAUGAUCUUGAAAUUUUCCUUAAGGAUUGCUUGAAGGUGAAAUCUGAAGAGCUAAAUAAGGCAAAACUAGAUAGACUCUUCAAGUUAAUUGACUAAUACAAGAGAGGAAAAGUUAAUUUUGUUGAUUGGAAGAGAUUUAUUAUGGAAGACUUCGGAUAUGGUAUGAACCAAACCAUCAUGGGAGGAAAGAAAAUUGAUAAUAUUUCUUCUUUUGAUUGGAAAAUUAAUGCAAGAUAAUAGCUUGGUUUAGUUUUGACUAGAAGAUUCUCUACAUUAAGCCACAGCUUCGAUGUUAUAAGUGGAUAUAGAAAGAAGUUGCUAUUCUCUCACUUUAAAAAAUGGGUUCAAGACACUGAUGCUCUUAGAGGAUUCGAUCUAACUGAAAGUCUUAUGCAAGAGCUAUUCUCUGACUUAGAUUCUCACAAUAAGGGAUAUCUUUCUGAAAGCGAUUGGGAGAUUGCUUUUGGUGGAUUUGACUGGGAACAUUAAAUGCAUGAGGAAAUUAAAGAGUAUGUAAAGUAAAACUUUAAAUCAAUUGAAAAGGCCUUUGAAUUUUUCUGUUAAGGAAACUAAAAUAAGAUUAUUGAAUAAGCAGAUUUCAAUAAAGCUAUAAAUUCUAUUCUUCCCAAAAGAUUUAUUGAUUCUGAUUUGAAAGAUUUAUGGGUGUAUGUAUCAAGCGGUCAACCUUAAGUUGAUUUCCACAGGUUUAAGAUAGCCUUCUAGAAAUACAUCCCUCACUAUGAAAGAACUAUUGAGUAUGACCAAGAAAAUAUGAGGCCAAAAACAGCUGGACCAUUGAGCAGUUUGAGUAAAUCAACUUCAUGGAAUAACAUUUAUGGAGCCAGCUAGUUAAAUGGAAACUCUCAAAAUCCCUUCGGAACCAGCAGUAUCGUUGAUGGUAAUGAAGAUGAUGUUUUUGAAGAAAAAUUGCUCUCUAAGAUUCGUAGACUUCUUAGACCUACCAUAAAAUCAGUGAAAAAAGUUCUUGAAUAGCUCGAUGUUAAUAAUAUUGGAUAUAUUACUAACUUAGAAUUUAGAAAUGCCAUAAAAACUCUCAACUUAGGUUUAGCCUAAAAUGAAGUUGACUUGCUCUUGAACAUUUGUGAAAUAGAUGGAAGAGUCAACAUCAAAUAAUUCCUCAAAUUCAUCGAUUUUAGCGAGAGUGAUAAGAAAAUCGUUUAAAGAUCAAUUCUUAAAUUAAGAGAAAUAACAAACCAAGUCUAUACUUUCCUUCUAUCUCCUAAGGAUGCAUUUAGAAUGUUCGAUGUAGACUCAAAUGGCUAUUUAGACUUUGAUUAGUUCUCUCAAUUUAUUGGUAAAUUAUCAUAACUCUCUGGACAUGACAUGCUUCCUUAUUCAAUCAUUAAGGAUCUAUUUGAGUAUAUUGACUCAAAGAAAGAUGGAGUCAUUGAUUAAGCUGAGUGGAUGGAUAUAUUUAACAAAUUUGAAUAUGUCCCUUAGGCUUCUAUCAACAAGCAACCUUUAUCAAAAGCAACUGUUUAUAAUCUCCAAAAGCGUCCUCAAACAUCAUUCAACAAAUCUACUUUAAAUGAGCUUCCCCACAAUAAAUUUAACCUAGAAUAUAUUAGCAGUAACUAUCCAUUGACAGUUAAGAAUGAAAAGAUUCAUUAGAUUUCAGACAAGGAGAAAUAUGGCACUAUGAAUAAGUUCUUUGACGAAGUAGAGAGAUAACCAGAAUCAAAGCCAGUUUAAGAUAAUCACUUCAAUUAAAUUUUAGGUGAAUGGGGUAAAACUAAAGAAUUCGAUAAGAUCAUUAUUUCUAUCGGAAAGAAUCGUAGAUUCCUUUUAGACAUGUUUGGUUCCCUCUAAUAAAGAAAUAUACCAAUUACAUUCGAAAGAGCUAAAGCUAUCAUUGGUUAGAUGCUUAGAAACAGUGGAUAGUCUCUUAAAGAAGAAUCUUGGCCAAUAAUACUUAAAUUUGCUGAAAGAAAUGGACUUAUAGAUUAUAAAUUCCUUUUAGAAGUAUAUAAAGAAAGAAUCAAACGUAUUGACAGUCAUCCAAUCAUGAGCAGAAAUAGAUCUCUUUAAAAAUUCACAAGUUGA
Molecule: messenger RNA, 4608 nt
Organism: Tetrahymena thermophila SB210
Lineage: Eukaryota; Ciliophora; Oligohymenophorea; Hymenostomatida; Tetrahymenidae
Product: EF-hand protein
Exons: 18
Molecular function (GO): calcium ion binding
Source: RefSeq, a predicted model, not a curated record